AUGACGGGGACCAUUGGGAAGUUGCUGGCUUGUCUCAAUCGUCAGACUGAAGUUUCAGACCAUGCCCAAAUUGAUUUCAAUGUUUACUGUGACUAUUCUUUCGGUAAAACAUUUGGAUUCCUCGACAAAGAAGAAGACUAUCACAAUCUUAUUGCUACUGUCGAUGCAAGAGGAGAGGUUCUAAAUACCUUAGGCCAUCUCCCAAAAUGCCGAGAAUGCUACCAACGCCGAGGCGCCGGAGACGAGCAGAAAGAUCUACUUUGGUUCUUGUUCAAAGCCAAGGAUCCGGAAACCGGACAGCCACUACCGGAGCAAGAAUUAAUCGCUGAGUCCAACUCUUUCAUUGUUGGCGGAAGUGAUACCACAAGUAAGACAUCGACAGAUGUUGUGGAUACUGUGUCUCACCUGCCCAACAUAUAA
Penicillium maclennaniae is the source of this 420-nucleotide messenger RNA. RefSeq names its product cytochrome P450. The coding region runs from base 1 to 420 and encodes 139 amino acids. Gene Ontology annotation, molecular function: heme binding; iron ion binding; oxidoreductase activity, acting on paired donors, with incorporation or reduction of molecular oxygen. Lineage: Eukaryota; Fungi; Ascomycota; Eurotiomycetes; Eurotiales; Aspergillaceae. The transcript has 3 exons. The record is from RefSeq and is a predicted model, not a curated record.